Messenger RNA from Prunus armeniaca (apricot), 210 nucleotides. The record is from the annotation of a GenBank genome assembly. NCBI's taxonomy places the organism in Eukaryota, Viridiplantae, Streptophyta, Magnoliopsida, Rosales, Rosaceae.
AUGGCCACCCAGGCCGGCAUAAGUUGCAUCUUGUUUCUUGAAGAACUUGCGGCUGGGUUUCGGGCAAGUGAGGGGGAAUACAUGAACAUUUCCAAGGCGGAAGCAUGCGAUUUCAGUGUUCAUCUCGUCCAUGAGCUUGUGCAUCCACCAGAACAGGGUCUUGUUCAUGAGCAUUUCGAGGAGGUUGCCAACAAUAGGCCAAGGCUUUAG